Messenger RNA from Cynocephalus volans (Philippine flying lemur), 1233 nucleotides. RefSeq names its product apolipoprotein L5 (gene APOL5). The record is from RefSeq and is a predicted model, not a curated record. Gene Ontology annotation, molecular function: lipid binding. Gene Ontology annotation, biological process: lipid transport; lipoprotein metabolic process. NCBI's taxonomy places the organism in Eukaryota, Metazoa, Chordata, Mammalia, Dermoptera, Cynocephalidae. Gene Ontology annotation, cellular component: membrane; extracellular region.
AUGGGGAAGUCCAAAUGGCUUGUAAACCACAGUAACCUGGUCAGGCAUAGGCCAGCACGAGUCCUGCACCUGCCCUGUGGCAGAGCAGGGGAGGCCAUUCGAUCGACAUUCUCACCAAGGGUGGAGCCACAGAGCCAGAAAGAAAAUUGUGUUGGGCAGAGUAUGAAAGUUGUCCACCAUGCCCUUGUUCCUAACAUCACAGAUGUGAAAGGCGAAAGAUUUAUACGAUCUGAAGAGAAACCAGAGUGUCUAACAUCACAGAUGUGGCAGGCCAUGGCUGAUGGAUAUAAGGGGAGUACAUUUUUAGCCCCACUGGUGAACCUGUCCCAGAGUUGGGAAACUAAUCAUUUGACACGGACUGUCCACAGGGGUAAGGCCAAUGUGCUGUACCAUGUCCUGUGUGCAGAGCUGAUGCUGCGUGAGAAAGAAUCCUUGCCAGAGAGAAGUCUGUCAGAGGAGGAAAGAAUGUUUCUCUCAUAUUUUCCCUCGCAGAAGUUUAAGCUGGAAAAGGAUAUCAGAGAACUUUACAACAUUGCAGACCAAGUUGACACAACCCACAAGAUGCUCACUAAGGCCAGUGUGGUGGCCAGCUCUUCAGGGGCUGUUUCUGGAGUCAUGAGCAUCCUGGGCUUAGCCCUAGCACCUGUGACAGCAGGAGGGAGUCUCAUGCUCUCAACAGCUGGGAUGGGGUUGGGGGCAGCGGUUGCCAUCACCAACGUCUUAAUGAAUGUCUUAGAACAUAGAAACAGCUUGGCAGCAAGAGACCAAGCCUGCACUGUGGCACCUAUGACUACGACAUUGGAGUACGAGGCUUUUGGAGGAAUAAAGCUGUCUGAAGUUGAGGCUGUUGCUGUUAACAAGUGUAUAGAAGUCAUCAAGAGCCUCAAGGCCUUUCGUGCCUACCAGGUGGCCAAAGCCAACUCUGGCUUCAUGGCUAAGGUCAAGGAUUUUGUGGCCACAAGCCGUGUCCCUUUCUGGAAGGCUGGAGGGGUGCAGACAGCCUUUGAGGGCACAGCUCUGGCCAUGACCAAGGGUGGGGUGGUGGGUGCUAUGGGGGCGGGCCUUUAUCUUAUGAAAGAUGUGAACAGCAUCCUGCAGAACUGGAAGCACCUGGAGCAGGGGGUGAGGGCAGAGGAGGCCAAGAAAGUGAGGACACUUGCUAAGGAGCUGGAGCAGGAGCUGAGCCACCCAGUGGCUACCAGUGCCUGCAGUAGCUACCAGUGCCUGCAGUAG